AUGGUGUGGCCCUUCAUUUGUAUAGUACUACUCAUAUGGUACAUAGUCAUCGUCAUCAUAGCAUAUAUAGGAUUCUUUGAAAUCUUAGGUAAUUAUCGAAGUAAGAAGUAUUUAUCUUUAGAAACGUUUGAACCUGUCACCAUAUUAAGACCCAUUAAAGGUAUUGAUCCAGAAUUAGAAUCAUGUUUAGAGAGUUCAUUCCUUCAAGAUUAUCCCCAUGAUAAGUUAGAAAUCAUAUUCUGCAUUGACGACAAGUCCGAUUCUUCCAUUCCCAUUAUAAAUGCUUUGAUCGCCAAAUAUCCAAAUAUAGAUGCAAAGAUAUACUAUAGUAAACAUGAAAAUGGCCGAGUUUUAGAUCAUUAUGGUCCUAAUCCUAAGGUUAACAACUUAUCCAAGGGAUUUUUGGCCGCCAAAAAUGACAUUUUGUGGAUUAUGGAUUCUAAUGUUUGGGCAUCUUCCAAUAUAUUGAAAAAUUCCAUCAAAUCAUUGAAUGAAAAUUUAGUCAAUGGUGGAAUCAAAAACGUCAGUAAGUAUUCUAACUUACGUAAAGUCAAGUUAGUUCAUCAAGUUCCUUUGGCAAUGGCUAUAAAUAAAGAUAAAUCGAUUUUUAGUAAACUUGGAUCAAAGUUAGAUGAGAUGUUCUUAUUCUCCUCCCAUUCAAAGUUUUACGUGAGUUUGAAUAAGUUAAACCCUGCUCCAUGUGUUAAUGGGAAAUCCAAUAUAUUCCGUCGGUCAGAUUUAGAUAAUGCCGUUGCUAAGAUUCCUUAUGCUGAUAAUGUAUUUUUCAAAGAUUUAGUCAUCAAACAAUCAGCUAGAGAGAUCUCCCAACAAGGGCCAGGUAAUUCCCUUAAAUUCUUUGCCAAAUAUAUCGGUGAAGAUAAUAUGAUAGCUAUUGCGUUAUGGGAAUUUUUAUUCUGUAGAACUACGUUAACCACGGAUUUAGUAAUUCAACCAUUGAAUAAAUUAGAGAAAUCAAGUCAUGGAGUUCUGGAAUACUUUAAAAGACGUAUACGGUGGUUAAGAGUCCGGAAAUAUAUGGUUUUCAUGGCUACCUUGAUAGAACCAACCACCGAAUCAAUUGUCUGUGGAACUUUCGGAUCAUUAUCUUUAAGUUACUUCUUAUGGGAUAAAUGGUUUAGUAUGAAGUUUUUCAUCUUUCAUAUGAUCAUUUGGUGUAUUACCGAUUACAUCCAAUACAUAAUAUUAAUCAAUAACAUCCAAUCUGGUGAUAAACCCUUUUGGUUCCAUUUCCAUGAUGAGACUUCAGAUAAAUUAGUUUGGUUAUUUGUUUGGAUACUCCGAGAAGUAUUUGCUUUGCCUAUUUGGAUCAUGGCUAUGAUGGGUCAAACUAUAGAUUGGAGAGGUAAACCAUUUAUAAUUAAACGUGAUUUAACUGCGGAGGAAUUAUAA
This is a messenger RNA of Yamadazyma jaroonii, 1410 nucleotides long. NCBI's taxonomy places the organism in Eukaryota, Fungi, Ascomycota, Pichiomycetes, Serinales, Debaryomycetaceae. The record is from the annotation of a GenBank genome assembly.